AUGGAUUUGAUGCUAAGAAGAAGAGAGUUCUUCGAAGCACAUUAUAAUUGUACAUUUUACAAUACAAGCGCAGUACCAGAUGAACUAAAGAGGCAGCCUAGAUACGGUGGAUUCUUGUUUGGCAUCAGUGUUGUUUACAUUGUAAGUUGUUGUUCUUGGUAGUAUGGGGUAAGAUAGGGUAGUGUAGGGAAAGGUACAGAGUGGUAAAGUAGGGCAACGUAAGGUAUUAUAUAAUAGAAUAAGAUAUUGUAGUCGAAGGUCGGAUACGAUUCCACCUACGAUACCUUAUUUCAUAGUGCCUUACUCUAUCGUACCUUACUCUUCUCUUCUCUAUUCUUCUAUUUGCUCUACCUGGGUAUCAAAUAUAGUACUGAUGCUGUCUAAGAACAUAAUAUGAAUAUAAUAUUUCUGUUUAGGUACUGUACAUACCUUGUUUGUAUGCAAUGACCCGCCGUGAGUUGUACAGUAACCCGUGCUACAAAAUUAUGACACAAAUGGCAAUCUGUGAUCUCAUGACGAUACCCAUCACAGGAUUAUUGUCCGGCUACCUCAGUUACUAUGGCAUUAUGUAUUGUGAUGCUAGACUGUUGAACAACGUUGUUGGCACAGUGCUUUUGGGUAUGUUAAUGUAGUAUAACAUAUAGUACCAAAACGUACGAGCGUAUGGUAUCAUGCACUUUUACAGAAAAAAAUAUUUUUGAGUUACAGUACGAUUUUUUACAGUAUCUAUAAUAUAUUGUCUUGUAGGUGUAUGGAUGGCCUAUUCGUGGGCAGCAGUGAUUCUUGCCAUCAAUCGUAUCUCACAUCUGACAUACAAAUCAAGCUGGUUCGAAGGCAAUCGUGUUUACUAUUGGUUAGCUAUGCCAUUGGCUAUUGGCAUAGCAUCAGCAGUGUUUGGGAAUCCAGUAGCAUAUUCGUCUAUUAUGGGGAGUUACACUUUCAAUCCGUUCAUUGAAAGUGUCGUGGAUGUGGAUAAUAUUGUAAGUAACAUGAAUUUGUUUAGAGGUCUUAUUUUCAGGGGCGUCGCUACGCAAUUGAAUGUGACCUAGGUCUUACCGUUACCCAACUCUUACUGUAUAUAUUUUAGUACGCUAUGCCCAGUCACACUGCUGACAAUCUGACCUUCAGCAUUGUGUUGCCUAGUAUCUACAUAUUCUUCUUUGUAAAACAUCGCUCCUUGUUGAAGAUUCAAAGUCAUUCAUCAGCGCAGAAGAAAGAUUACAGUGUAAGUUUUUAGACACGAUUUUUUUUUGAUGUUUUUAUUUAAAAAAAAUGCGUUUUUUAUUUGUAAGAUACGUUGAUGGACAAAUAGAGGUUGUUUUAGUUGUUCAUGCAAUGCUUUUUGAUUAGCAUUUGUAUUACAAUGGCAGCAACCGGCUAUACUUUUAUUCAAUUUUUGGGUUUGCCACCUUGGGUUGGACAGAUUAGUCAUGUUUUGUGGUUGUUGGUACAAGGUAAUUUUUAAUAACUUACCCUUCCCUACCUUCCUCUACCCUAACCAACUCUAACCUACUUUAAUCUACUGUACCUUACCUUACUAUACCUUACAAUACUUUCUCUACUGUACGCUAUUUUGUCCUACUUCACCCUAUCAUAUUCUUACCCUACCUUACUUCAAACCUUAUAUAAUAUAAACGUUUUACCCUACAGGCUCACCCCCAAUUGUAUACUUGAGCAUGAACCACAGUAUCCAGCGUAUUCUACUGGAAACGGCAGGUAUAGCCGUGUCAGUAUCACGUGUUAGUGAUAUCAGUAACACUGAUGGGGGUACUGUAAUGCCUCAGUGUGAACACAAAGAGCUUCCCAAAAUACCGCCGCAGCAUGAACAUGGUGCUGUUUGA
Molecule: messenger RNA, 1841 nt
Organism: Bursaphelenchus okinawaensis
Lineage: Eukaryota; Metazoa; Nematoda; Chromadorea; Rhabditida; Aphelenchoididae
Source: the annotation of a GenBank genome assembly